Salvelinus sp. IW2-2015 is the source of this 3123-nucleotide messenger RNA. Its product is annotated as collagen alpha-1(IX) chain-like. Lineage: Eukaryota; Metazoa; Chordata; Actinopteri; Salmoniformes; Salmonidae. Gene Ontology annotation, molecular function: extracellular matrix structural constituent conferring tensile strength. Gene Ontology annotation, cellular component: basement membrane. The record is from RefSeq and is a predicted model, not a curated record. Gene Ontology annotation, biological process: extracellular matrix organization.
GUCUGUCUGUCUGUCUGUCUGUCUGUCUGUCUGUCUGUCUGUCUGUCUGUCUGUCUGUCUGUCUGUCUGUCUGCUCUUAAAGCCCUGCGUCGCCCAUCACACCUAGACGAGAGCAAAACAUGGAGCACCACUGUGCUGUCUUGACAAGGAAGCGACCAUGGCACCCAGCAAUGUUGCUGUACUCCUCUACCUGGAUGGCCCUCCUCUCUCUGCUACUCUCUCCUGCCCUCAGCCAGUUAGAUCUCAACAGGUUAGAUGGGGACACAGCUGUCUGCCCUCCCAUGAGAAAUGGACAAGAUGACCUUCCAGGGUUCGAUCUGAUCACCCAGUUCCAGUUGGAUGUUAUUCCUCUGAAGGGGGUGAGGAAGGUGGAGGGCUCCACUCCUCUCCAGGUGGCAUACCGCCUCGAUAAGGAGGCCAACUUCCAGAUUCCUACCAGGCUCAAUUUCCCCCGGGGUUUCCCCGACGAGUACUCCGUCAUGGUCACAUUCCGUAUGAUCAAGAACACGGUGAACAAGGUGUGGAACGUGUGGCAGGUAGUGGACGAGGACGGACGGAAGCAGGCGGGGCUCAGGCUAAAUGGAGACCAGCAAGCGCUGGAGUACUUCCUGAUGGGCCAGGAUGGCAACCUGCAGACCGUCACCUUCCCAGGGCUCUCUGUGUUGUUCAACACCAAGUGGCACAAGAUGAUGAUUGGGGUGGAGAGAGACCAGGUCACCCUGUAUGUGGACUGUCAGCCCGUGGACAAGAAGCCCAUCAAGGGGAAAGGCCCCGUCAACACCGAGGGAGAUACACUUAUUGGGAGGCUGGACGUUGACGCUGAUGCUUCUGUUGUGUUUGAACUCCAGUGGAUGCUGAUCCAUUGCGACCCAAAGAGAGCCAAUAGAGAGAACUGCCAGGAGCUGCCUGCCAUAGAGAUGUAUGCCAAUGCUGAGCCUGACCCCAAGCCUGUCCCUGGCCCUCUUGGUCCCACUGGCCCUGAGGGGCCCCGGGGGCCACACGGAGAGGAUGGCAGAGAUGGGAGAGAUGGCCUUCCAGGUUCACCUGGCAGUGCUGGCACUACUGGGGCCAAAGGUGACCAGGGGGAGAUCGGUUUGCCUGGACAGAGAGGCCUGUCUGGCUUACCAGGAGCUUCUGGAGUGCCUGGUUCAAUGGGCCCAAGAGGACCUGUGGGCGAGAGAGGACUUCAAGGUUUUCCUGGACCAGCAGGCUCUCCCGGCCCUGAGACAGUUGGACCCCCCGGCCUGCCUGGGAAAGCAGGAACUCCAGGAGACGAUGGGAACAUUGGGCCUGAGGGUCCCCCUGGGCCUAGAGGGGGUCUGGGUCUCCCUGGUCCUGCUGGUCUACCAGGACCACCUGGACCUGUGGGACCACCUGGGGAUGGAAAAGCUGAGGGGAGUGGGGAUGAUUGCCCUGCUGCCUGUCCAGCUGGACCACAGGGAAACCCAGGGCUAUCAGGGAUGAAGGGACACAAGGGAUUACCAGGUGACAAUGGAGCUGCAGGGGAAGCUGGACAAAAGGGUGAGCCAGGACCAUCUGGGGUGCAGGGCCUAACAGGCAAGAUGGGAGAUGAUGGACAAAGAGGUAGUGUUGGUUUUCCUGGUAGUUCUGGAGAUAAAGGAGACAGGGGUCCCCCUGGUUUCAACGGCAUCCCAGGACCCACCGGACCACCGGGUUCUCCUGGUAUGGAGGGCAUUCGUGGACGUCAGGGUCUGGAGGGAGAAAAAGGUGAUGAUGGAGCCAUCGGUCCUCAGGGAGAUCAGGGUCCUGUUGGUGCAAAGGGAGACACUGGUACUCCUGGGGCAGACGGCAUGGAUGGACUCCCUGGAGUGGAUGGAGCUAAGGGAGGAGCUGGCGUUCCUGGGACUGUAGGAAUCAGGGGUAUCGUCGGAAUUCCAGGCUUCCCAGGAAAGCAGGGGCUGGUUGGAGCUGGAGGUGCCAAGGGUGACACAGGAGCUGACGGACCAGUAGGAUCAAUCGGAGUUCCUGGGAAAACAGGGGCAACUGGACCAGCAGGAGAAGAUGGAAAACCAGGAGACAAAGGAACUACUGGCGAGACCGGAAAGCAGGGACCAGUGGGGGUCACAGGUGAUACAGGCAUGCAGGGUGACAAAGGGGACAAAGGGGACACUGGUGAAAAGGGACUGAAGGGUCACACUGGAUACAAGGGAGACCAAGGUCCUAUUGGUCCCACUGGCCCAAAGGGAAGUGAAGGUGAUCCAGGUCUUACAGGAGAUUCUGGAGUCAAAGGAGACCAGGGUCCUUCUGGUGUUCCUGGAAUCAAAGGAGAGGUUGGAGAGAAGGGCAUGAGGGGAUAUACCGGGGAAAAUGGUAGACCAGGGCAGCCGGGUCAUGAGGGUUUGACCGGUCCCCAGGGAGCCAAUGGACUGGAGGGAGAGAGAGGGUUACAUGGAUCACCUGGGCCUAGAGGCCUACCUGGUCCUAAAAUGAAUGAUAUCAAACUUCGCGAAGUAUGCUCAGCAAUUGUUGAAGAACACUUAGCAGAGUUUAAGAAAGAGGUCCUAAAGAAACCAGCAGCGAUCGGGGCCCCUGGAAUGGCAGGACUGCGGGGCCCCGCAGGUCCACCGGGCCCAGCAGGGACUGCAGGAGAGGCCGGUCCCAGGGGACUGAUGGGAAUGAAGGGACCACCUGGAUACUUUGGGUUACAAGGCACACCUGGAAAACAAGGUGAUGCUGGUGUAAAGGGGGAUACAGGACACAAGGGAGAAAACGGAGUGGGAAUCCCAGGAAGUUCAGGCGAGCCAGGCCCACAAGGUGUGGCUGGCGUCCCUGGCAUCGGGAAGGACGGUAAAGAUGGAGCUCCCGGUAAAGACGGUGUUAAUGGUAGCCCAGGUGCCUCUGGUUCCAGGGGAGCUACAGGAGCCCCAGGGUAUUGUGACCCCUCAAACUGUAUAGGCAGUCCCCCACCUCUCUAUAUGAUGAGUGGGGGGAAGAAAUCCUCCAGCUACAGCAAGGGGCCGUGAGGAACACAAACAGAAGCUCGGAACACAUUGCAUCUCUAGCAGCAGCAAGACAGACGUGAGGUACCCAGGUCAGGAGUGGUAAUACAUGGGAGUCUUCACAUGUCUCCCUCAUCGCACCACAGAAGCAAAGAGAAACAGA